This is a messenger RNA of Procambarus clarkii (red swamp crayfish), 510 nucleotides long. RefSeq lists its product as uncharacterized. The record is from RefSeq and is a predicted model, not a curated record. Lineage: Eukaryota; Metazoa; Arthropoda; Malacostraca; Decapoda; Cambaridae.
AUGUCCAACACCCUUCAUAUGGCCGCCCUUCACGCUUCCGCCCUUCACGCUGCCGAUCUUCAUAUGGCCGCCCUUCGCAUUGCCGACUUUCAUAUGACCGCCCUUCACGCUGCCACCCUUCUCACUGCCGACCUUCAUAUGACCGCCCUUCACGCUGCCGCCCUUCAUGCUGCCCCCUUCAUAUGGCCGCCCUUCACGCUGCCCCCUUCAUAUGGCCGCCCUUCACGCUGCCCCCUUCAUAUGGCCGCCCUUCACGCUGCCGCCCUUCAUGCUGCCCCCUUCAUAUGGCCGCCCUUCACGCUGCCGCCCUUCAUGCUGCCCCCCUUCAUAUGGCCGCCCUUCACGCUGCCGCCCUUCAUGCUGCCCCCUUCAUAUGACCGCCCUUCACGCUGCCGCCCUUCAUGCUGCCCCCUUCAUAUGGCCGCCCUUCACGCUGCCGCCCUUCAUGCUGCCCCCCUUCAUAUGGCCGCCCUUCACGCUGCCGCCCUUCACGCUGCCCCCUUCAUAUGA